CAUCGUUAUGUGCCGCUCAGAUAGAAGAGUGUUCAAAUCGAGUGUGGGUCACAAGACGCGCCCAAUCUGCCGCUCGUUCGCUGUGGUUUCAUUCGUGUGUAUAUAUAUUAAGUAGACGUGGUAUACUAUUUACUUAAAAUAAUAUGGCCAAAGGAGAGGGAGCUGAGCAGUUUUCUGCGACGAGUUUGCUACAAAAUAGACCAGCCAGCCCAGAUGGGGUAAAAUUAGCGAAGAGGGAACAGAAAGGUCGGCUGUCUGUGUGCAGUAAGCUGUGCUAUGCCGUUGGAGGGGCACCCUAUCAGAUCACCGGCUGUGCGCUGGGCUUCUUCCUCCAGAUCUACCUGCUGGACGUGGCUCUGGUGGACCCCUUCUAUGCCUCCAUCAUCCUGUUCGUGGGCCGAGCCUGGGACGCCGUGACAGACCCCACCAUCGGAUUCCUGGUCAGCCGCAGUCCUUGGACCCGUUUUGGCAGGAUGCUGCCCUGGAUCGUGAUGUCCACCCCUUUCGCGGUGCUGUCCUACUUCUUGGUGUGGUACGUCCCUCCCUUCGAGCAGGGCAAAGUCAUCUGGUACCUGGUGUUCUACUGCCUCUUCCAGACUCUGCAGACGUGUUUCCAUGUUCCUUACUCCGCCCUCACCAUGUUCAUCAGUUCCGAGCAGAAGGAGAGGGACUCGGCCACGGCCUACAGAAUGACUGUGGAGGUGCUGGGUACAGUCAUUGGUACAGCAAUCCAGGGUCAGAUCGUGGGCGGAGCAAACGCUCCCUGUAAUCCGGGCAAAAACGAGUCCAAUGCCUCCAGCCUGCACCUGGGGCCUGAAGUCAAUAUCUCUCAGCCACAUGUGUCUCUGGACCAAACGAGAAAUGCCUACAUGAUUGCAUCGGGCGUCAUCUGUAUUAUCUACAUCCUGUGUGCAUUCAUACUGUUCUUUGGCGUGAGGGAACAGAAAGACACCGGCCGGCUGAAGGCGGAGCAGCCCAUGUCGUUCUUCCAGGGGAUCCGAUUGGUCAUGAGCCACGGGCCGUACACCAAGCUUGUCAUGGGCUUCCUCUUCACCUCGCUGGCUUUCAUGCUCCUGGAAGGGAACUUUGCCCUGUUCUGCAGCUACACCCUGGGCUUCAGAAACGACUUUCAGAACAUUCUCCUGGUUAUUAUGCUCUCUGCCACCCUGACCAUUCCGUUCUGGCAGUGGUUCCUGACCAAGUUUGGAAAGAAGACCGCUGUGUACUGUGGAAUCUCGUCUGUUGUGCCUUUCAUGAUCCUGGUUGUCUGCAUCAAGGGCAACCUGGCUGUGACUUACAUUGUGUCGUUUGCUGCGGGGGUCAGCGUGGCCGCUGCUUUCCUCCUGCCCUGGUCCAUGCUUCCUGAUGUGGUGGAUGAUUUCAAAGUGAAGAACCCAGAAUCUCGUGGGCAUGAGGCCAUCUUCUACUCCUUCUACGUCUUCUUCACCAAGUUUGCCUCUGGCAUUUCCCUCGGCAUCUCCACCUUGAGCCUCGAUUUUGCAGGAUACAUCACUAGAGGCUGCUCGCAACCAGAAGCUGUGGAUGUGACCCUGAAAAUCCUGGUGUCCGUGGCGCCCAUCGUGCUCAUCAUCCUGGGCCUCAUCAUAUUUAAGACGUACCCCAUUGACGAGGAGACGCGGCAGGGCAACCGCAAGCUGCUGCAGGACCUAAUGGAAAGCGAGUCAGACUUGGAGACGGGGUCCAGUGAGCUGGGCAGCGUGGUGUAGGAGGAUGUGAAGGGGGCGUGACGGAGCCUUCAGAUGUUUACACUGGCCGGUCGAGGGCGAGAGGCCGUGGAGGCGGGACAAGCCAACCGAAGGCACACUGUGGAACCACGUUGCUGCUCUAGGGACAAGCCCACACGUCUUUGUGGGAGAAGGCCUUCUGCCCUCGUCACUUCCGAGAGCUCUUGGACCACUCGUGACUUGGCACCACAAGAGACACCAUCUUUAUUAUUAUCAUUUUUUUUUUUUUGUUUUGUUUCGUUUGUUUUAACGAGAGAGUUGCACAAAACCGUGAAAUGUGAUCUCGCCUGUUGUGUGUCCUUUUUGUUUGUUUGCUUGCACUGCCAAACUUAGUGCUAACUUUCAAGGCCUAAGGGACCUCUGGGCGUCUAAACCAAGAAUCGGGGAAAACUUGAAACGUGACGCUGAACUCGCACCUUGAGAUUGUGAUGAGUCCGUCAUGUGGAGAAACUUUAUAACAACCCUCUUUUUUUAGGGUAUUCACAGUAGCAGAUAGCUCUGUCUAUCAUAGCUGUAGUUUUGCACACAAGUGCUGCUAUUUCAAACAGCCACUUCACUCAUUACAUGAACGGUACUUUGUAAGGGUACUUACUCUGUAAAAAAACUCUUACAAAAGUAUUUUUGCAUUGAGAACCGUUUGACUACCUACAAUGUUGGGGGGGAACUGUGCAUACCUUGACCAGAAGUACACCAGCAGCAGCCAACAGCAGCCUGUAAGAAACCAGAGGAACGAUGCUUUCAGCUCUGUGCAUAGGCAGUAGAAUGUGCAUUGCUUUCAGUGGAAGCUACAAUCAGUUUGUCGCUAACGUAUAAAGCUACACUGUAAAGCACACUUUUGCACUGUCCACACUAAUAUACUGUAUUUCUAAGGCAUUACUUCAGUGGACCAUGAGAAAGAAACCAUUUGUUUUUGCACCUGGCAAAAUCGCAUCCUUUGGAUGGCCCUAUCUGGUACUGCCCUACAGUCGGUGGUAGUUUCUUAUUUA
Molecule: messenger RNA, 2731 nt
Organism: Megalops cyprinoides (Indo-Pacific tarpon)
Lineage: Eukaryota; Metazoa; Chordata; Actinopteri; Elopiformes; Megalopidae
Gene: mfsd2ab
Product: major facilitator superfamily domain containing 2ab
Exons: 14
Coding region: 144-1727 (527 amino acids)
Biological process (GO): carbohydrate transport
Cellular component (GO): membrane
Molecular function (GO): lysophospholipid:sodium symporter activity
Source: RefSeq, a predicted model, not a curated record